AACAACCUCUUCUGCCAUCUCUGCAUAGCGCCAUGGUUCCACUCAGGCUCUUGGUGAUUCUUUUGGCUCUGGCUAUCUCUGACCUCCACAGCCUGACCUGGUUUGUAAAUGUCUCCGAGAGCGAGGGCCCAGGUACUAUCCUGCAGGUGUUCACCUUCAACUGCUCCUCCAACACGCCCACUCUGGAGUUGCUCCGUGUGCAGCCGCCCACCACCUUUUUCAACACACCCAGCCUUGCUGGGCGUGAAGGGAUCUAUGUGGCAAAGGUGACCUUGAGCAGCUCAGCUCGGCUGGAUGCCCUUGCAGUGAACCACUAUGAGCUGCAGCUGAAAUACACAUGUGGAAACCUUAUGGAGGAGGCAUCACUCUAUUUGGAUGUGUACCGAGAUCCUGGCCAUAUCCAGUGUGCUGGUAGAUUUGUUAGCCCAGCUGGGGAAAUCAUUCAGGUGCCAGAGACGGUCAGCCCUGGAGCCCUGCUGUACACACUGCUUUUCCCAGGCCUGGAAAUCCAGGGAGCACAGAUGAACAUUACCAGUGCUCAGGACCCUCCAUACUUUCCCGGACCUUUCUCUAUCGAUGAAAAGGGCUUGCUGCGGGCGCCAACCCAGGGCCUCAAAGGCCAGGCUCAAAAGGUUUUCCAGCUGCAGAUCUCAGUGACCUUUGGACAAGGCCAAAGCUGCAAAGGGAUGCUGACAGUGAAGGUUUUGCCUGUUCAUUUCAGCCAGGUUUCCUUUCUAAAGAAGACCCAGGAUAUCAUCAUACAUGAGAACCUUGGCCCUGGCAGCGAGGUGAUUCAGGUGCAGGCUACGGGCUUUGAUUUGCGCUAUGAAAUCUGCUCCCCUGUGCCCAGCCCACUCUACUCCAUUGGACGAGUUGAUGGGGUCGUGCGGACCACCAUGCCGCUGGAACUGGCAGGCACCCUGAGUGCAGGAGUGGUGAGCACAAAGCUUUGCGUGAAGGCCUUUGAGCAGCUGCGGCCAUGGGCCAGUGCUAAGUUGAUCCUCACCGUGAAUGUGCAGCCUGUCAACCACUGGCCCCCUCACUGCAGCCCCACACUCCUGGUGACUGAAGUCCCUGAGGUCACACCUGUGGGCACCAUCUUGAGCACCUUCAUGUGCACUGACCCAGACUCUCCUGACACCAACCUCCACUACCAGCUGCGGCUUCACAGUCCUUUUAAUGCUGCCAGCCUCUGCCUUCAUGAUAGAGUUCUAGAGGUGAAUACCACAUUGGACUGUGACACUCCUGGAGCCUGCUUCCAGCUUGCAGCUUCUAUCCUGGUGCAUGACAGUGGUCAGCCCCAGAUGACCACUGAGGUGCCAGUACUGGUGAUGGUGACACCCGUGAACGAGUUCUCCCCAACCUGUGCCACAAGCACGUUGAGGGUUCGUGAGGAUGCACGGCCCCAUACCCUGCUGGGCUAUGUGGUGGGGACAGAUAUGGACUACCCUCAAAACAACGUUGAAUACCACACCUCCAAUGGACCUGCCAUCUUUGCUGUAGACCGUCUCUCUGGGGAAGUUCGCCUUCUAGGGCCUUUAGACUAUGAACAGCAGAGGUUGUACAUGCUCACUAUCCUCGUGAUAGACCAUGGCCAAGACUGGGACCCCACCAACCACCGUUCGGGUUCCUGUAUCAUUACCAUUGAGGUUGAGGAUGUGAAUGAUCAUGCCCCUGAGUGUGAGCCCCCAUUUCAAGAACUCACCAUCUCCACUCCCUUGGGCCAUAAUGUGGAAGUGACCAAGAUGUCCUGCCAGAUCCUCCAGGAGCCACAGCGCCUGGCCUUAUCCUACAGCAUUGUGGGAGGGAAUCAUCAGAGCCGAUUCAGACUGCAAGGGGCUGUCCUGGUGCAUAAUGACCCUGUGUUUGGAUCUCCUUGGCCACAGCAGCCCUGUACCUAUGAGUUACUGAUCCGUGUGGCAGAUGCUGGCUCCUCCAUCCCCCACCUCAGCACCACAGCCACCAUCAUUGUGCAUCUACUUCCCUGGAAGGCCAGCACAAUGGCCACCAGCACUCACAGAGCUAUAGUGCCCUCAAGAAUGAUACCUCAGCUUGUGACCGACACAGAAGUUUUCUGGCAGCCAGAGCCCUGGUUUGUGGUGGUACUGACAGUGACUAGUGCCUUUCUCCUCCUAGCUCUGGGCUGGCUUCUCAGCAAGCUGCUCUGGGGGCUGACCCAGGUACUGCAGGCACCAAGGAAGCCAGGGAAGGCUCUUCUGCUAAACAGCAUUCAAAGAAAAGAAAGAUCCAUUGAUGGGUUCAUGGAGACAUCAAGAAUGGAAAUGUCCCAGGCACCCAACAGUGUCCUAAGCUUGGAACAUUUUGAUAACAAAGCACAGGGUGCUCGUACAAGCAGAGAUUACUUGCUCAACACAUGCACAGGAACCCAGCGCUGGCUCUGAGACCAAACAGCUGCUUCACUAUAUGUAGGACUUUUUCCUUCAUGUGAUCAUGAGCUGUGAUUUC
This is a messenger RNA of Octodon degus (degu), 2466 nucleotides long. RefSeq names its product cadherin related family member 4 (gene Cdhr4). The coding region runs from base 33 to 2402 and encodes 789 amino acids. The record is from RefSeq and is a predicted model, not a curated record. Gene Ontology annotation, cellular component: plasma membrane. Gene Ontology annotation, molecular function: calcium ion binding. Lineage: Eukaryota; Metazoa; Chordata; Mammalia; Rodentia; Octodontidae. Gene Ontology annotation, biological process: homophilic cell-cell adhesion. The transcript has 19 exons.